Messenger RNA from Amphiprion ocellaris (clown anemonefish), 989 nucleotides. RefSeq lists its product as uncharacterized. The record is from RefSeq and is a predicted model, not a curated record. The transcript has 6 exons. Bases 198 to 989 code for a protein of 263 amino acids. NCBI's taxonomy places the organism in Eukaryota, Metazoa, Chordata, Actinopteri, Pomacentridae.
GUCUGAGGCUGAAAGGACCUUUACGUUGGACGCAACGUGCUACGUCACUAGCUGUACGUAAAGGGCGUGGUGACGUCUGUUUGCGAGCAUUCUGCGGUCCACCGCCAAAUUCAAACAGAAAGAAAGAAACGCGAAGAACUGCAGCCGCAGCGAAGAGGACGGACUUUCUCACAACUGAUAAUUUCAGCUCAGUCAGUAUGGCGUCUUCAGUGAUGGAUGGAGUGGGUAAAGCUGUGGUUGGAGUCUGGCGAGCACACACAGUCCUGGAUGAGUCUGACGGGGCAGAAAGCUCCCCAGAAGCCCCCGACCGUUUCCGCAAACUUCGCUCCUCAUCUUCACUGAACUCUCUGCGAAUGUCUUUGCGCAAGAGGCUCCCACUGCGCUCGGUCCAGGCCAACUCCCUCCCAGAGAACCCAACUUGGGAAACCCUGAAGGAAGAACCAAAACCAAGCACCAUCAGCAAACUUAGUCGUAGUGCUCGGAAUUCCAUCAACGGAGUGUAUCAGAGGUUCCAGAGGACCAGAGAGUUUUCACGUGAGGAGUAUUUGGUAGCAACACCAGGUCAUGAUGGAGAAAAUGCUGGUACUUCUACUUCUUGCACACCGAGGCGUACACCUAGACGAGGUGCUACACCCAGACGCACCCCUAGAGCAGCAGCCACACCCGGGCGUACUCCAGGCUCUAGAGGUCGAAGGACUCCUGAGGCGUCCGUACGGGGUGUGAAAACAGGACGAGGCAGGAGACAACUGGUCCGCAUGGCUGCAUUACGAAGUCCUUUUGCUUCCCCCAACACACAGAACCAGAGGCUAAAAUUUGAUCAAGAUCUAGAAUCAGUUUCCAGUGGGCUCAGGAGGCUCAAACAUCUGUCAAAGGCCUUUGAUGACAUCAUCCACAGAGAUGACAGGCAGUUCAACUAUUCCCUAAUUAUACCCAGGUACAAGGGAACGUUCUGGAGGGGCGAUGAUGAGAAAGUUGGACCCCAGUGGUAA